AUGAUCCGUUGGUUUCGAAACUUUGGAACUCUUUUCAGAAAACCAAGAGGCCCUGGUGUAGUGAAAAACGAGCAAACAAAUCCAAACUCACAACGUGUUGAAUCGAGAGCUAUAGAUAGAUCAGAAGAACAACGGAGUGAAGGUGGAAAAGGUGGUGGCGGCGGUGGCGGAGGUCAUGGUGGAGGUGGAGGUCAUGGAGGGGGCCAUGGAGGGGGCCAUGGAGGCGGUGGUCAUGGAAGCAGUGGCCAUGGUGGCCAUGGUGGCCAUAGCAGUAGCCAUGGAGGCCACGGGGGACAUUCCAGCUAUGGCAGCCACAUAAGCCGAUCGACUAGCAGCGCAUCCAGUGGAUACACGAGUCGUGGAAGUUCAGCUUCUACUAAUACAAAUAGCUCGAUGAGCAGAUCCAAAGCAAGUAGAAGUGCCUCUUCUGGCCAAACAACUUCUACUGCAUCCAGUUCUGGAAGCAUCCUUCCCACCGCCUCGACUAGAUCCAGCAGAUCAAUUCAACCCAAAUAUACAACUAACUCAACGAAAUCAACGAAAUCGACAAAGUCAACCAACUCAUCUAGCACAAUCCAAUCGAAUACUACUAGCAGUUUAUACUCACAAAAAAGUGGAAAAUCCACUAAAAGUUCGAAAUCCUCGACAUCAUCCCUUGGAAGUAAACCAAUCGAGAAAUCUCGUCGAGACAGUCGGAAGUCUUCUUCUCGAAAUGAUUCUGUCGCAUCACGAAGACAACUGAGAAGUGUUUCGAAUAAAUCAAAGAGGCAAUCAAACGUGUCAACUGAUUCUUUGAGUACUGUAUCAACAGGGAGAUCUAGAGGAAGAAGUACUGCACGCAGAGAUAAUAUCAAUUCUGUUGCCUCCCAGCGACAAUCAAGAAGUCGUUCUGUAUCAAGAAACAGAAGCAAAAGCAGAAGCAGAAAUCGUGUCAAUCGGGUAAAAUCCGAAUCUCCUGGAAAAUCUACGGGAGGACAACAUGUGAGCAGAAAAGAUGCUGCAAUGAAUAAUGUUCUCAGUCCGACAAAUAGAACUAACCGAUUGGAUCGUAGUCAUUCUGCGCAUCAUGAGAGAACUUAUCACGAGAGACAAACGAAAUCCAACGGAGUUUGGAAUGAGACGUUCCCGAAAGGAACACUGAUUAUGUACACCGAUGCUUCAUACUUGAAACGUGAGCAUCGUUCUGGAAUUGGAAUAUUUGUUGCUCCUGGUCAUGAGUUGAACAGAUCUCAAAGAAUUCGUGGACCAAUUCAAGAUAAUAACUUCGCAGAGUUUAUUGCAGUGAAAACGGCACUGGAAAAUGCUUUGAAAAACGACACGUACAGAAACCAGAAAGUUGUUAUCCGAACGGAUUGUUUGGGUGUGAUCGAAGCAAUGAAAGGAACACAAAGCACGGCGUAUCCAUCAGUGAAAUCCGAAGUAAUAAAAUUGGCGAAUCAAUUCCCAAGAGGAGUCGAAUUCCAACAUGUUUAUGCUCAUGAAGGAGAUCCAGGAAAUGAAUUGGCGGAUAUGUUUGCUGGAAUUGCGAGUGAGAAAAGAGAUGUGUACGGUAGUGGAUACAGAAGAAAUCGCAGUGCUUCCAGAGAGAGAAAUCGUCAAAGGUCAAAGUCGAAUGAUCCAUCGAUAAUUCGUAGCAGAAGUCACUCAAUCCAAGGAAGACUUUGA
This is a messenger RNA of Caenorhabditis remanei, 1665 nucleotides long. RefSeq lists its product as uncharacterized. The coding region runs from base 1 to 1665 and encodes 554 amino acids. The record is from RefSeq and is a predicted model, not a curated record. Gene Ontology annotation, biological process: DNA replication, removal of RNA primer. Lineage: Eukaryota; Metazoa; Nematoda; Chromadorea; Rhabditida; Rhabditidae. The transcript has 16 exons. Gene Ontology annotation, molecular function: nucleic acid binding; RNA-DNA hybrid ribonuclease activity.